CUUUCUUUUCUUUUUUUUUUGUGUUAAUGUCUACCUUGGAUUGGCUUAAUGGUGAUAGCAUCGUACCAGAGCUUUAUGCAGAUGAUUCGAGUGGUGUACCUAAUAACUCUACAGUUCAUAAACCUCGUGAAGCAUUAAUGCAGGAUAUCGAACAAACCAUUAUGCAAAUGAUUGAAUUUGUAUCCAUUGGCCAACCUAUUAAGGUUCCAUUAAGUGUUAGGAGACUACCUUCAAGAGUUAAAAGAAAAAAGGCCGACUACAAUCAGCAAAUGAAUAGAGAAGAGCAAACUAGUAUUGACAAUCAGAUUAGGACAUUGAGUCUAUCUACUGGUUCAUCGGCCAAGACUUUAGCUCGUUACUUUUCCGUAUUGCAAAUGAUAUACGAAGCAAUAGCUCAUAGGAUAAUAAUUACGAAACGAGAUAUGUACUAUAGGGAUGUAGGUUUAUUUGGGAUCCAAAGUGUAGUAGAUACCAUUGUGGACGACAUAGCUUGUCAUUAUAAUGUACCAAGAUCUUCUUUAAAUGUGAGUGCUUCCUCAAAGGGUUUAAUCUUUGGUCCUAUUGUAAUCAAACUAAAGAAUAAUAAAACACUGGACUGUAUGACGCAUAUGCCAACAUUGAACUGCCAUGAUGAGCAGGGCAUAUUGAUACCCCCUGUGAAUCAGAUAGCAGAGAUAAAAUGUAAAGCAAGAUGUAUAAUAGUUAUUGAAAAAGAGGCUACAUUUCGCCAUUUAGUCUCUAUUGGUUUCUGCCAGACCUUGCCUCAAAGUUGCAUUCUUGUCACUGGAAAAGGCUAUCCUGAUUUACUUACCAGGCAGUUUGUAAAGCACUUUUCAAUACAGUACAGUCGAUUGCCAAUACUGGCAUUAAUGGAUAAUGAUCCACAUGGCCUGGAUAUUUAUGCUACCUAUAAAUGGGGAGCAAGAGCACUUGCAUUUGAUGUAUCAAAUCUAGCAGUACAGUCUAUACAAUUGAUUGGAUUGACUUGUCAAGAUAGAAUAGAUUUUAAUAUUCCAUCAGAACAUCUCAUCCCAUUAACUGAAAGAGAUAAAGCAAAAUGUUUAUGUAUGGUUAGAACAUUUGGUGCAGGCGAAACUCCAGGCGCAAGUCAAAUGCGAGAUAGAGGAUGGAAGGAUAUUGACAUGCAAGUAGCAAGCCAGUCCCAUCGCGACUAUAUAAAAGAAGUUUUUGAACUAUUAAGAACAGACUAUAAAUGUGAGCUUCAAGCACUCUACGCUGUAGGCCCUUAUGGAUUAAGUCAUUUCUUAAUGAAAAAGUUACCUGAAUACAUAUAAAGCUUGUUAUGCGUAACGUGUGAUCAAUAAAACUUUUUUUUUUUCCUUUUAUCAGAUCGGAUACAUCAGAUUCAUCUGGGUUUAUGAACACCUUUUAAAUUUUAGUCAACAGUAUCCCUUUUGACGUUUCAAACAAUAUGGU
Messenger RNA from Rhizopus microsporus ATCC 52813, 1437 nucleotides. Its product is annotated as DNA topoisomerase IV, alpha subunit. The transcript has 10 exons. The coding region runs from base 27 to 1295 and encodes 422 amino acids. NCBI's taxonomy places the organism in Eukaryota, Fungi, Mucoromycota, Mucoromycetes, Mucorales, Rhizopodaceae. Gene Ontology annotation, biological process: meiotic DNA double-strand break processing; meiotic DNA double-strand break formation; reciprocal meiotic recombination. Gene Ontology annotation, molecular function: DNA binding; ATP binding; DNA topoisomerase type II (double strand cut, ATP-hydrolyzing) activity. The record is from RefSeq and is a predicted model, not a curated record. Gene Ontology annotation, cellular component: nuclear chromosome.